AAGCCAUGAAAUAGUCGCAAAGCCCUUUCUUCCUCUUCGUUUCUAAUUGUUGUUUACGACAUAAAUCGAUCGUAGAGAAGUCUACCUUGUAGACCUCUCUCUCAAAAUCGAACCCCAUUUCACGUUACCAAACGUCAAACAAACAUGCGUCUCUCUCGUGGCCCUAACCCUUUCGUUCUCCUCUUUGUUCUCAUUGUUGCACCAGCCGUAUCGGCCGAUGUAGCUAUCCUGAGAACGGACUACUACCAAAAAACAUGUCCCGAUUUCAACAAGAUUGUGCGUGAGGCCGUUUCAACAAAGCAAUCUCAACAACCAACAACCGCGGCUGGGACACUCCGUCUCUUUUUCCACGAUUGUUUCCUCGAAGGUUGUGAUGCGUCCGUUUUGAUAGCCACAAACUCGUUUAACAAAGCAGAACGUGACGAUGAUCUCAACGACUCUCUCCCAGGAGAUGCUUUCGACAUCGUCACUAGGAUCAAGACAGCUUUGGAACUGUCUUGUCCGAGUGUGGUUUCCUGCGCUGAUAUUUUAGCGCAGGCUACACGUGACCUUGUCACGAUGGUAGGAGGACCUUACUUCGAUGUGAAGCUUGGUCGUAAAGAUGGACUCGAAUCCAAAGCACACAAAGUCCGAGGAAACGUCCCGAUGCCAAACCAGACGGUCCACGACAUCCACGGGAUGUUCAAGAAAAACGGGUUUACACUACGCGAGAUGGUUGCGUUAAGCGGAGCUCACACAAUCGGAUUCUCUCACUGCAAAGAGUUUAGUGACCGUCUCUACGGACCAAAAGCCGAUCCAGAAAUCAACCCGCGAUUCGCAACCGCUCUAAAAGACCUAUGCAAAAACCACACCGUGGACGACACAAUCGCGGCGUUUAACGACGUGAUGACACCAGGAAAAUUCGACAACAUGUACUUCAAGAACCUAAAAAGAGGGCUAGGGCUUUUGGCUUCCGACCACAUCCUUUUUAAGAACAAUAGGACGAGACCGUUCGUUGAGCUUUACGCAAGUGACGAGAAAGCAUUCUUUGAGGAUUUCGCACGUGCGAUGGAGAAACUCGGCACUGUUGGCGUCAAGGGCGACAAGGAAGGAGAAGUGAGACGUAGGUGCGACCACUUCAACAAUCUCAACGUGUAAGAAACAAAAAAACACACAAAUACAAGAUAACAAUAUUUCAGUUUUUUAUUUGCGUGGAGAAAGGAGAAGAAAGUUUUCGUUGGUAUAUAUAUUCUAAAACUAUGUAUUAUAAGCAUGAUCGUGUAACAAUUCAAGAUGGGAUGUUUAAUUCUUUCGUAAAAAUGCAAAUUGUUAUACUAAAAAGUAUAUAGAUAAAAAAAGUAUUAUAUAUGUC
Messenger RNA from Eutrema salsugineum, 1351 nucleotides. Its product is annotated as peroxidase 65. The transcript has a single exon. Bases 145 to 1137 code for a protein of 330 amino acids. Gene Ontology annotation, biological process: response to oxidative stress; hydrogen peroxide catabolic process. NCBI's taxonomy places the organism in Eukaryota, Viridiplantae, Streptophyta, Magnoliopsida, Brassicales, Brassicaceae. The record is from RefSeq and is a predicted model, not a curated record. Gene Ontology annotation, molecular function: peroxidase activity; heme binding.